Molossus molossus (Pallas's mastiff bat) is the source of this 855-nucleotide messenger RNA. It is a transcript of the gene CUNH17orf107, whose product is annotated as chromosome unknown C17orf107 homolog. NCBI's taxonomy places the organism in Eukaryota, Metazoa, Chordata, Mammalia, Chiroptera, Molossidae. The record is from RefSeq and is a predicted model, not a curated record.
ACUGCCCGUGGCUGGAAUGAAGGGCCCCCCAGCUCCCUGGAAACCCUGCUGUGGGUCUACCGCUUUCACAGUCCCAUGGAGGUGAGGUGGCCCCCUCUUCUAUCUUCCCUGGAACUCGCUCGCUAUGCCGCAGCCCAUGAGUAUCUGGAGCAGAGGUUCAGCUAGCUGAAGUCCCUGGAGCCCCGGAAGCCAAAGAAGCCGCCUGCCCUGAAGCCCACCCUGGGGAUGGUGCUAAGAGAAGCCAUGUCCAACGUCAUGAACUUCGGCGCCACCUUGUUAGAGGUGGGGCAUUUCAGCGUGUGGCUACAGCAGGAGAUGCGGAGACUAGGCGGAGACAGCGACCCGGGCCCAGCCCCAAACGCCGGGGAUCCUGGUGGAGCGCUGACCCGGGUAGCCCAGGCUGCAGGGCAAGGGGCUCAGGCUGCAGGGCAAGGGGCUCGGCCAGCGGGGCCCGCGGCGGGCGCAAGCACCCGGCCCUUGCUCAAGGGCGCGUUGCUAUACCAUUGUGGACGGGAUCUACAAGGGUCCGCCUAAUUUCUGCAGCAAUGUAGAAGCCAGCUGGGUCUCGGAACCCCCGGGGAACCGAUGAGUUUGAGAUGGGGACGUGCGUUGGGGGCCAGAGGCAGCACGGUUGGGGAGACACUGAGCCUCACCACCCCCUUCAACCGAGACACUCAGAAGACCUCAAGGUGACGUCUAGCAGCAGUGCGGAGGACGAGGGACCAGAGAAUCCAUCGUUGUCCCAGCCCCACCCUGCGUUCAAAUAAAGCCCAGGCAGGCGGGGACCAGAAAGCCAAAGCUGUCCCUAGAAUCAUUUUGUUUUGGCCCCGCCCACCCCGACCACACCCCUCUUAG